Agrilus planipennis (emerald ash borer) is the source of this 4336-nucleotide messenger RNA. It is a transcript of the gene sog, whose product is annotated as dorsal-ventral patterning protein Sog. The record is from RefSeq and is a predicted model, not a curated record. Lineage: Eukaryota; Metazoa; Arthropoda; Insecta; Coleoptera; Buprestidae. Bases 507 to 3197 code for a protein of 896 amino acids. The transcript has 7 exons. Gene Ontology annotation, biological process: multicellular organism development. Gene Ontology annotation, molecular function: protein binding.
AUCAACAACAGUUUAUUUCAAGCGUUCGCUUAAGUUGCUCAGCUACAUUACUGCGAUCGACGCACGGCAAGUACAGAUUUGUGAAUGUGACAGUAACGUGCAGUGCCGGUAAACGCGCAUUCUUUGCCGGCGUCCUUGCUAGUUCUAACCGGAAGAAUCGAAAGUCGAAGUCCUGCGAGAAAUUUUCCUAACAGAUUGUCAUAAACUGACGUUUGUUUUGUUCAUAUGUGCAAUCACUGCGGCUUUAAAAACUUUUUAAAGUUACAUUUGUCACGUGGAUUUUAAAUCGACGCGAUAUCGAAAGCUUUACGUUUCUAUUGGACAUUAAUAAGCUCCUGUUAGUAUGUAGGCAAAAAAGAAAAAAAAACUUCUUUCCAAAUGUAAUUGGAUCUCAUCUACUUAAUGUUAAAGUGAUAAUUGUCUUCAAAAUUAAAAAACGAAAUCAAUUGAUUGACGAUUAUCAAAUUUGUGUGAAGUGUGCGAUUGUUUAAAAUAGAAAAAAAAACAUGUCGAAAGUAACAAACAUUUUUAUACUGUUCCUUUCAAUUAUUCCUACCGUAAUAUUGGGGCGAGCCACAUCUCCCCUAAUCGAGGAAGACGGCCCCAGGGCGAGAAAUAGAGCAGCAGAAUGCGUAUUUGGAAAAGAAGUAAAAGAACUUGGAUCGCAGUGGGUGCCAGACCUUGGAGUUCCGAUUGGGGUGUUGUACUGCAUGAAAUGCGAAUGUGUCCCGUUUCACAAAAAGCGAAGAAUUGUGGCGAGGGUUCAAUGCAGAAAUAUAAAGAAAGAGUGCCCCAUUCCAAGUUGCGAUGAACCAGUUUUAGCCCCUGGGCGCUGCUGCAAAGUAUGCCCCGGCGAUAAUUACAAUCCCGAUAUCAUUCAAGAUAUCGUACCUCAAAGUACCAUCGAUGAGGAUGAAAAGAGUAACAAGCAUUUCGCAGCGCUGCUUACGGUACGUUCUUCGUUAAUUCUUCGCAACGACGACAUGCAACCCAUUCCCAACGAGAAUAAAAACAACGUGGUUGCGACCGGAAGGUUCACCAUCCAGAAAAAGAACCUUUACUAUUCAUUUUACAUAUCCGACAAGGCGGCUCGACCUAGAGCACUCCAAUUCGUUGACCACGAUGGGUCCAUUUUGGAAGAGCACACUCUUUCUAGUGCCGGAGGACACGUGUCCAGUUCAUAUCAGAACGUCACCAGAAAGGUGUGCGGAGUAUGGAGAAGGCUGUCCAGAAAUUAUAGGAGACUCCUCAAGGAAGAAAAGAUGUUCGUGGUUUUAAUGUGGGGAACGAAAGAUGUUACGGAAUUUACUUUAAGCGGUCAAAUCAUGAAAUACGUAGCUCUUGGAACGGAACUGUUUAGUUCUCUCUUGGAACCAGCUCCAAAUUCAGAUCUGACUCUGAUGGCGGGAAGUGGUGGUACCGCAAUCGUUUCCGCAUCCACAGGAUUAUCUCCAUCGAUUCAUAUUGCCGUCGUUUUUAAUGGAAUUUUCACUGCGAACGAAACGUCCAAUGUACCGGUUAAUAUCACGUUAUCUCUCGACGAGAGAAGGCAAAUCAUAUUGGAAGAGAAAGUAAAAGUAUCUAAACCAGUCCAUGAGCUUAAUGUGAUCGAAGUAAGAUCGCCAGUAUCUCCAGCGGAUUUACGUCUGUUGACCAGGGGAAGAUUAGUACUAUCUGUAUCGUCAGUAUCAAGACCGGAAGCUCUACGAUUAAGUGGAAACGUUCUCACAAAAACGACGUGUGAGCUAUUCCAAACGACAUUGAAUUCGUCUGGAAAUGACAAGAACGCAAAUCCUCAUGGUGCUUCUGGUCUCGCUUGGGUUUACCUCAAUAGCGAAGGGUCCUUGGUAUACAACGUUCAAAUAGAAAAUCUGAAAGAAAACCAAUUGCCAGCCUUCAUCACUUUAAAUGAUGCAAGUACUAAAAGGAAAACCGAAUUAGAAGAUCUAACGCCAUAUUUCAAUAACGGUUGGGCUAAUGGAACUUUAGACAAAUUGAGUCCUAGAGUUUUGGAGCCCUUGUACUCGGGUAAUAUCGUAGUAAACGUUACGAUUCCGGGCUUUAACAGUUUGAUAAGGGGGCGAUUAAGUCCACGAUUCGUGGCAGAUGCGAGAGACGCACCAGCUCCUACGUUACUUAGACGGGAAGAUUCUGAAUUACCUGUGUCAACUACGGGAAUGGUGUGGUUAAAUGUGGACGGAGACUGUCAAAUUCAGUACGACGUAACAUUGGGAGGGUCAACAUUUAGCGAUCGUAAAAUGGAACUCGUAUUAGAAACAUUGCCAAUGAUUGCACCGGGUGCACCGGUUAUCACAAGAGUUUUGGAAGAAUUUCGAGGAAAUCAAGUAGAAGGUGCAUCGACAGAACCGUUACCUAGGGAAGAAUUAAUGAGACUUGGUACUGGGGUUGCUUUCGUAAAGAUUAUCGAUAAAACCCAACAGAAGGAAUUACUAAAAACAACUUUACCCCAGAUCAAAUUACCGUCUUCCUGUGCACCAUAUUUUCCCGAAAACGAUAUUCCAACGCAAGUUCUUGAUCCUUCGUAUAUAGGUCAUAUAGAAGCUUGCUUUCACGAAGGAAAAUUCUACCAAGAAGGAGAUCAGUGGACAACGUCGGAUCCGUGCACAAUGUGUUUUUGUCAAAAUGGUAAUCCCAAGUGUGACACGAUGAGUUGUCCUAAGGUCCCAUGCUCUGGCAAUCAAAGAACAAAAGAACCUGGAGAAUGUUGCCCGGUAUGUUUGAACUCGUCGUAUUUAUCUAGUGAAUUGAGCGGGACUAAAAAAUGCUCGUUUGGUGGAAAAUUUUAUUCCCCUGGAAGUUAUUUUCACCCGUUCUUAAUUCCGAGUGGUUUCGAUCUUUGCACGGAUUGUUACUGCGAUCCUGGAACUUUUGAAGUGAAAUGUACCCGACAGAACAACGAUAAGCUUUGCUGUAAAAAUUGCCCAGUAACAAAAGCAUUCGUCGAUUCGGAAAACGAAACAUACGUGAACGAUCCCAGUAGUCCAAACGUUAUUUACUCGUUUUUAAAGCCUGUGACAUCCACCAGAUCUCCUCAGGAGAUCUUAGCAGCCGGUGGAUGCAAAAACUUUGAAAAUCCAAGUCAACCUUACGAAAACGGGCAGAAGUUUCAUCCCUGGAUUGCUUCUUUGGGAGAAUACAAGUGUGUCACGUGCAAAUGUAAAGUAAGUACAAAAUAACUUACUGUUUAUUGCAAUUUUAUUAACCAUAAUGCUUAAGUAUAAUAACGGAUCAGGUAGGAAAUCUGUAAUGGCAUUAGUUAUUUAAGAAAAAGAUACACUAUUGGAAAGUUUUAUUAGAAAAAGUGCUACCAAGUUUCGGACACGUGACCAUUUUCAAAGGAAUAAAGUAAAUUAUAUACUAAAGUACUAAAACGAACACAGCAGAACUUAGUCAAAUUAAUAAAUGGUAAUUGGGAAUCUAUGAAACUUAACUGUAAUUGGUCAUUUACAAGAUUUUUGUUACGAUCCGAGAAGCCGUAUUUUUUAUCUUUUUUUACUAAUAUAUACUGUAAAUAUGUUUUUUUAUUCUUAUAUUUAUAGAUCUCCCACUUUGCCCAAUGUAGAUUCACAAGAAUUGCACUUAAUUCUAUAUAUUCCUUUUUUUAUGUCACAGUAGUUGCAUCUCCCAAUGUUAAUUUAAUAAAAAAAAGACAGACAGAGUGAUCCUAUAUCCUACUUAAUGUUAUAGUUAAGAAAACAUGUUCUCCUCUACAUUCAAACUGCAAAUGGAAAUUUGUAAGCACAAUACUGUUUUGCUGAAAGAUUUAUCACGUUAUCUUCAGGCCAAUCGACUUCUUAUUAAUUUUUCUGUAAUCUAUAAGUAAAGAACUAUUUUCUGUAUUUUUUUUCAAAAUUUUAGGUUCAGUGGUUUCGGAGAUAAGGGAAGACGAACGGUCAAUAUUCAUCUAUUUGCUUAAAUAAUUUUAAAACUAUUUAUUUCAAAACAAAUAUAUUUGAGGCCCCUAUAACAUUUGAUAUGUUACACGGCAUAGUUUGCAAAACUUUUCUUUUUAAUUUCCUAUUGACCCCCCAGAAAUGACCCCCAUGUUCAAAAUUAAUUUACUUGGAUACGUUAUGCAUUCGUGUUUGGAUCAUAGAAAUAUGUGUCCUAAAUUUCAACUGAAUCGAUCUGGUACAUUCGGAGCAUAUUGACUGUAACAGACUGACAGACAGGUACACAAGUGAUUUUAUAAUGGUUCCGUUUUUCAUUCGGACGUAGGGAACCCUAAAAAGCUAUACAGUAGCGUGUUACAAUUUUGACGUGACAACGUCUUAUAAUUCGAUGGAGCCGGCUGCACGCACGAAAAAACAUGACU